AUGGACGAAGAUUCCGGGGCCAUCCUUCGCCAGAUAUCCUCAUUCAAGAACAUGAUCGAUCAGGUCUGGAUCAUCUAUCUGCCGUUCUCUUCUGCGUGAACUACCUGUCAACCGACCACCGAUUUUGAUGAUGACGCAAUUUUUUGAAGAAAAAGAAUGGUAGCACAGUUGGUUUUGGGAAGUCUUUCGAUAUUCUGGAUCAUGCGCGCAAUCCUUCGAAUAUUUCCACGCAAUGCUCGUCGGUUUUGGGAAGUCUUUCGAGAUGCGACUCUCACUUGAAUAUUUGUACAUUUUUUGACCUAUUGUGCCGUCUCGAUGUGGAAACGGUCAUAGGUUGCCUCUGUGUCCUGCAUAAUGCUUUCCAUGAUUAUUGCAAGGAGAGUAUUUGGAAUCGUGAUUUGCCGGAAUUACUUAGGAACCUGAUGUUUUUGGUGGUUUCUUGCACACGAGUGCUGCAAAACAAAGCUCAAGCUUGAGGGCAUUGAAUUACUUGAAUAUAUUGUUCAUAUAAAUUACACAAAAACGAAGGCACUCAGAACAAUACUGAAAACUAAAGAGAAUAGGGUAAAACAAUUCUUUUCUCAAUUCAGCAAAGAAUCAGAGAGCCUGUAACUGAAAUGGGAGAUGUGCAAACUAUAAAACGAUGGUAGAAAUUUCAAGGACGAAACUCUAAAUGACUCUUGCUCCUGAAAUACAAUUCUGCUAUGAAAGGAUGAAUAAGAGAUGUUGAAGAAUUGACUGAAUUUUUGUUCUAGUUUGUUCAAUGUGACUUGCUGUUAGUGAAUGGAUUGAUUUUAUCCCUUUCUUAGGCUUUUCCUCUUCUUCUUCUUCUCUUUUCCCUUUUGCCCCUCGAUCAGGGGUACGCAAUUGGUCACCCAACUAAUCACUGAUUAUUAUGCAUCAGACGCCUCAUGUGUACCAUAGAAUGCUCAAAGAUGCAAUUCUGUCGUGUUUUGACAUUCGAAAAUGCUACAUUAGCAUAACAUGAACUGAUUGAGUUUGUUUUAUUCUCACAUUUAUGUCAGGGAAUGCAUAAAAUAGCAUAACAUCUGUGUUCUCAGAUGCAUAAGGAAACUUAAAUAUUAAUGGUGUGGACGUCCUAUAGACAUCGAAUAAUACAACUUUCCUAGGAAUUGAAGUUGAAGACUAGGGUAUUACAUUAAAUCCCCACGUGACAACUUUUUAAUUGAAAAUCACAAACACUUUUCGUAGAUAGCUCAGUUAAUGACAAGAAUUCAAAUACUGUAGAAGGAUUUGUAACCAUACGUAUUGCAGCCAUAAUUUCCAAUGUUCUGCAUUGGUUUGAGGCUAUUUAUUAUGUCUCCAGUGGCUACUGUAGUUAGCAUUAACUACAUUUGGAAAGGUUGCUGAAGUCCAGUGACUAGUUUGCUCUCAUACUAUUGGCUUUAGAGGGCCCAGGCUAAUGAAAGUGUUGCAAACUUUGGCAGCAGAUGAUACUGGGGGUUAUGAGAGCAAAGGUACUUGUAACUUCAGCAAAACAAAUACUGGGGGUUAUGAGAGUACUGGCAGAAAUAAAAAUACUUGUAACUUCAUUUGUUUGCUACUACUCUGAGAUAGUCCUUUCCACUACUGUUGCAUUUCCUUCACAAAACAAAUACUGGGGGUUAUGAGAGCAAAGGUAGAAGAAUCAAAUAAAGCUAUUGAAUUUUCGAGCUAUUCACUUGAAUACCGUAUUGAUAUUGUAUUUUUUUUUUGCCGGUAACUCAUGGGUGGGUGGCAGAAUGACCUUGUAGUUGACGUUGAAAUUCAUGCAUUAUGUGCCAGGGUACUUUCUAGUUCUGCAAUGUACAGGAGCUUAAAUGCUCCCAAGGUAAGCUCCAGUGGUUAGUAAUCUAAUGUCUAGACAAAUUAUUGGUGAGUAUAAACAUUAAAUUUUAGAAACUACCAUUUCAUGGCACUAAUAAAGCACCAGAAAUUGAUUAAAUAGGAUGUCUCCAAGGUAGACCUAAAAGUACCAAGGUGGGCCAGAUUCCUGUGCUGCAGGUUGCUCAUCUGGGCCAUUUGAGUUGUUUUAUUACUUAGGUGGGUCGUGCAGCGUAUGAUUUAUCUUUUAAUUUCCCGAGUUUCCAGCUGAAAACAUGGUUUUAACAGACGUUUGUGGGAUGGACAACGUGGCUCAUGUGUGGACAGCGAUGACAAGAAAACAGCUAGACGCUUUAUUAGGAUCCUAUUGUUUAUUCAGUUUAGAUAGUGAAAAUAGCUUGCAGCUUACUCAGAAAGGCUUGAAUCAUUUGCUCAGCUUUUGAAGUGUGAACGAUACAAAACCUAUCAACGUUCCUCCAUGCUGAAUUCAUGAAAAUACUAAUUAGAAAUGGUUAUGUGAGAGAAUUGAUUUAAUCUUGACAUAAUCUUAAGGGUUAUUUGAUUUAAGAUUUAAGAAAAAACCCCAUAAACCUUUGGAGGAAAUAAAGCCCCGGGAAGUGCUAAGUACGAAACUACUGGAUCUCUACAGAUUAUCCUCUUUUUCGUCAAUGCAUGCUGCCUAAAUAUUUCUUCAAAGAUGAGAAUACUCUUCAUAGCAUUGAUUGGGGUCAAAAAUGAAAAGCCUCACACGUCGAUUCCAACCAAGCUCCUCAGGAGUUUUAAUUGGGUUCAACCAAUCUCCUUGGGAAUGAAGCUAGAAUCUAGAGCAACCACUUCGAAAAGACGCUGGGUCAUCUGUGACACCCCUGGCAUGAAGGAACGAGGUUCUGCCCACAGAACCAUGGAUGCUGGCAUGAGGCCAUGUGGUUCAGCAUGCACGGAGCACAGCUGGUUUGCAUGUGUGCACUGGCGGCCAAGGCAGACGGAACAGAGGGCCCAAAGAAGAAAACAGAAAGAUGAAAAACACGAGUGAGAGGGAAAGGAGUUUUCUCAAAGAUAAAAGUUUCGUUUGCAUAGUCUAACUACUGUUAAUCUAAAAUUACUCUUGUUUAAAUGGCAGUUGAGCAGGAGAUAUAUUUCUCGAUGCUUUUGCCUUAAUCUGCUUUUUCCUCAGUAGUCACAUGUUAGGGGCGUAAAACCGAAUAACACAAAAUUGAUUGAUUUUCUUUUCAUGUUAUUCUAGGUCAAUGAAGAAAUUGAGGCAAAUAUUCAGACGACAAGACAUAUUGAAUCUGAGAUUAUAAGAUGUUCUGAACUUGAGAAGGGCUAUCUGAUAAGAGAGUCAAAGCUGUCCGAAAUGGUCUUUAAUGAUGAGUUUGAGCUGAAUGGUGUUUUAGUAGCGACCAGUAAGAGUCUUACUUUUUCAUCUUUAAAUAAUCAAUCAUUUUAUAUAUGUUUCACAUCAUCAAUCAAAUACUAUGCUUGUAUUAUGGCACCGUCUUAUUUCAAACCAUGGAUGUUGAACAUUAGAUCAGUGUCCUAUCAUCGGGCUAUUUGGCUGAAUACAUUGAAUGGGUUCCACUGACCUCUUAAUAUGAUUACUUGAUGGUUGAAAGGUAGUACAAUUCUUUUCUUUUCUUUAGAAGAUUCAAUUAUUCUUCUCUUUAUUAGAUGGGUUUCAAUUAAUGAUCUUAAAAUUUGUACCGUUCCAUCAUUUUUACCUGUUUUCGAAUUAUAAUGAAGGUAAAAAAGGUUCUACUUUGAGACACUCUCCUAGUAGUCUUACAGAAUUGCUGCAUUUUCGUUUUCCUGCCUUUAAAAUGAAGUGGUCUUACAGAAUCACAAAGUGAGAGAAGGUGUGUGUUCCACGAAUCUUGAAAAUCUCGUGUAUCAACUGUAUAGUGUAGUGUAGUGUAGUAUACAAUGGGGAAAAUGUCACGUGAAUUAACUGUAGCGUAGUGUAAUCUUAAAAUAGUGUAGUGUAUAAUGGUGAAUAAAACUAUCAAAACCCACCCAAUAUCCUCUGGUAGUUAUUCUAAAACAUGGACACUCUCCUCUUCUUUCUGGCCUCUAAUGAAAACCAAUCUCAUUAAAAGUAGAGAUUCGUCACUGUUUUAUCUUCAACAAAGGCUUCUCCAAGUAGCAGUAUAUAGAGGUGGUCUUGCAUAGUAUUAUCUCAUAAUGGUUUGCAAUGCUUUCACCCGUCCUCAGUAUCUAAUUCUUAUGGCGUUUUCCAAUGCUAUGUUUAGAUAUCAAAUGUUUAUGAUUCUAAAUCUACCUUGUUUUUCCGUCUAUAUUUUCAUAAGUAGAAUUAAUGUCUACUCAUUCUCAGCAUAUUUCACUAAUUCUAUUCUAGAAGAACUGUCUUCAAUAAUCUCUUUCUUGGUCAUCAACGUCUUGAGCAGUUUAAACUUCGAUAGGUUUGAAAACGAAACGUUCAUAGAGGAAUCUUUCUUUGUCAUCUUGACGUUUUACUUUAGAAUUUCUAUUCAGUUUCAACCAACUAUUUUCUGUGAAGUUUUGACAGUCUCAUCUCUCUCUCUCUCUCUCUCUCUCUAGAGAAGUUUUAACACUGGAAAACUAAAAAAGAAAUGGUUACUACUUUUUCCAAUAGAUCAGAUGUCUUGACGUGGAGAUGAAAUAGGUGCAACAAUAUUUAACACUGACCAUCUCAGUUGGGUUAUAGGGGCAUAUACGUAGAGACGUCUGGCACAAAGAGCAUAUACACUUCAUACCUUUUGAGAACAAUCAUAUCCUCUGUUGUAAUAGGGAUUUUUUUUGCUGAUUUUUUUAAUAGGGAUUUUUGAGUGUUUAAGAUCUAUUAAAAACCAUAGGUGUCAACCGUUUUCACUAACUUUUAGGAGCAUUUUGGUUAGAUCUUAUGGCAGCUGCUGGGAUUUAUAUGCCAGAUCUAAGAGCACCCUUUCAAAGGCCUCAUUUUGCUCAUAUUAGUGGGAGGCUGAACACCUGGUCCAGACAUGUAGACCUUGAUCGGUGCAUUUUUGUGCUGAUGCCCUCAUCAUCAUAUCUCUUUUUUUCCUAAGUUUCUUGAAACAAAGAAUAUCAGCCUUAAAGUUUCUUGCUAAUUUCUUCGUGCCUCCUCUUCCUGUGUUGCACACUCUCCUGACAUUAUACGUGAAAUCUUCCUGUGACCACUUCAAUGUAACCCCCCUUGGUCUGUAUGUGUGAUGACUUUAGUUGAAAGUAUUUAGUUCUCUUUACCACUCUUGAUUUUUGACGCCUAGUUUGUAACAUUGUGAAUACACUUUUCUCUAUCCAUUAUCACGUAGCACACUUGUUAAUUGAUAUCGAUGGAGAGAUCAAAAUGUCUUGUUUUCAAACAGGUACAUGUGGUUCUCUGUACCACUCUUGAUUUUUGAUGCUUAGGUUGUGAAGACAAUACCUUCUCUGACAUUAUUGCACGGACCUGUUAAUUGAUAUCGUGGGAGAGAAGUGAAAAUGCCUUGUUUUCAAACCGCUAAGGUUGUGGUGUUUCUUUCAGAAUUUGGAAGGAUAAAACCUGAUAUUUAAAUGCAAUUCAUAUUGUCAAAGAACCACCACUUCCACGGGAAAGAAUGCUAAUGCUAGGCAACAGGACAUAGUUGAUGUAUAGGAAGAAAUUGUACCCUGAAUGCACAGGGAGUGAAAUCGGAAUUCCUUGAACACACAAGGACUGAGGGUUAAUCAUUGAGUUCGCAAGGAUCGAAAAAUGAGGCCUUGCAUCCACAAGAGUUGGUAGAGUUAAUCUAUUGAGUCCAUAAUGAUCGAAAAAAGAGGGUCACUUGAAUCCACCGACAGUUGGAGAAAAAUAAUUUUUCUGAAUUGAAAAAGUCACAUUGCAUUAAAGUUUGCGGCUCCUUAAAAUAUGUCAAAAGUAGUUGUAUAUCUCCUAAAGAUUAGGAUUUGAGAAGUAGCUCUCUAAUAGUUGCAGAUUUCCUAGAUAAAAGGAGUAGCUACUAGGAUGACAAGAAAAUAACGUAUUUUGGGCUUCAUGAGCCUACUAAAGCAAUAUUAUUAGACUCUUAGUUUAAACUGUUUGAGCCUUCUAGGCUGCACUUUAUGUUCCUCCUCUGUUUCCAUCAAAUCUGGUCUACAUUACAAUCAUAAAGAUAAAUAUUAACAAUCAUUAAGGCUAUGAGGUGGACAGUUAAGUCAUCAGGUUCAUUCAGAUACUGGUGUUCCAUUUUCCUGUACGUUAUGAAAGUCAAAAAAAAGAUGAUUAAUUUUGAACUUAACCUAUAAUAUGAUGUUUUCAGACAUCAAUGCUAUGUUGUGCUUCUAUAAAUAUAACAUAUUUGCUUUAAAGAAAAGUCAGCAGAUUUUUCCAUUCUUCAUCUCUCUUAAAAUAUAAUAGAUUAAAGGAUACGAUGCACCGGUGAUCAUCAUUAUUUCCUUAUUCGUGCAAGUUUUUAUUCUAGUUAUUCUGGAUAUUCAUAUUACAAUCUUCAUGGAAACUAAAUAAUCAGUGUUGUGUGAUACUCAUUCUAACAGCUGUUGCAAGAAAUUCGUUAGAAUCAACAGAGGAGGAGUUGAAUGCAAUGAACUCGUAUAUAGAAAACAUGCUGAGAAGAAUACAGGAAAAGAGGUACCGGAAGUAAUGUCCAAAUAAUUCAUUAACUGGCAUGACUCUGCACAGCCAUGAUUCAGCAUUGUUGUAUUAGAUAUCUUGCUUUGUCUUCAGUUAUACAAAAUACAAACAGUCCCAGAUAUGCCUAAAUGUGGUUCCCACAUUCAAAUACGAAUACUACGAGGAAAUGACGUGUUUUUUUACAUUGGAAAACUCAUCUGAAUUCACAGUUUCCGUGCCUUUCUUUGUAUACUCUCUGAGUAGCAUGCCUUUCCUAAGAGCUGCUGCAAAUUUACAAUGCUCCUAAGAUCAUUGGCAGCUUACUCCCUGAAACUAAUGCUACUCCUUUACUUGAUCUAUAACCUUUCUGGUGACAUUACAGCACUUAUCUUUCUCAGGAUGUUUAUUUUAUCUAGAAUCCUUGACUUACAUGCCAUUCAUAUGACUCUAGUGUCAAACAUUCUUUCUCAGGGAGAAAUUCAUAACACAAUGCGAGCAAUUCCAGGAAGACAUUGUGUCAGCAGAAACGGAGGAAUUGCAUGAACUACUAUCUAAGAAGGAUGCCCUUGAUAAUGAGAGGCAAAGUUUGAUUUCAAAAAUUGACGUCCUCAAACAUUCCACAGCAGACUUCAUUGAAGAAGCACUUGGAGAAAUUAUUAGUCUUACCACUGGUGAGAUGAGAUCCUCUCUUGUGUUUAACUAAGGCUUAUUGGUUGAGGAUAUUUUGAGUUUAUUAUUAAAAUUACAUGUUAAUUUUCUCGAUACUAUGCCGUGGAAGAGAAGAUAGAAAUCAGUUAUUUUCUAGAGGGCUUCCUUUUACUCUGGUGAUGAGAAAAAAGCCACACCAGAUGGGGGUACCGAACUGAUCACUGAAUGAAUACAUUACGCUUCAAUAAUUUCUCAGCUAAUUCUUCUCUAUUCGGAAUCUUUAGUUGUUUUCACUGGCAUCCUGAGAAUACAACCCUAAAUGACAGACUUUUGUGGUUGUCAUUUGUAUUCUAACUAUUGUGCUGUCAGGCAUAAUUCGAAUCUUUCAAAGCAGACCAAAUCAUUAUGAUUCCGGAAUGGUUUUCGUGUACCGUCAGACGGAACAAAUUUACUCAAUUCAUGAACAUUGCUCAGGCCUACUAUGGCAUAUGUUAUUUUGAAUUCGGGCUAUGGCUUGGGAAUCUAAUCAUGUUAUAUGCACUCACAAAACUCAAAUCUGCCGUCAGAACUACACUAGGAAACAAAGAGUAUAAUAUUAAAAAGUAAAGUCAUCAAAAUUUUCCAUUAUUUAAUUCCCAGUAGAUGACACCAAACUGGAUCUAUCUAUUGCAUAGUUUACCUUUCUAUCAGUUUUGCAAAUGAUUAGCAUACACACACAAAUUUGUUGAUGACACCUCUAUAUUUAGACAAAAAGGUAAUCUUAUAUGCAUCUAACUAAUUUUAAAUACAGACAAAUUAUUCCUUGUUUUUUUUCAGUUUUGUCGUUCGGUUUCAUUUCUUUAUUGGUGGUCGAAUAUUAUUUUAGCAUCCACAGCAGGAGAAGCAUUUCUUGAUUGUUGUACUUUACCUCGUUUCACUUUUGAGAUUUAAGAUUCAAAUAACUGCAGCAUUGCAAGUCAAGGUUCAGCAUGCUUCUUUGGAAUGCAAGAAAGUUCUCACAGACAUUGAUGACCUGAAGAAUUUAAUUUGUAACCUUAUUUGA
This is a messenger RNA of Spirodela intermedia, 8081 nucleotides long. The record is from the annotation of a GenBank genome assembly. NCBI's taxonomy places the organism in Eukaryota, Viridiplantae, Streptophyta, Magnoliopsida, Alismatales, Araceae.